This is a messenger RNA of Malassezia vespertilionis, 1140 nucleotides long. RefSeq names its product isocitrate dehydrogenase (NAD(+)) (gene IDH1). Bases 1 to 1140 code for a protein of 379 amino acids. The record is from RefSeq and is a predicted model, not a curated record. Gene Ontology annotation, molecular function: isocitrate dehydrogenase (NAD+) activity. The transcript is spliced from 3 exons. Gene Ontology annotation, cellular component: mitochondrion. Lineage: Eukaryota; Fungi; Basidiomycota; Malasseziomycetes; Malasseziales; Malasseziaceae. Gene Ontology annotation, biological process: tricarboxylic acid cycle; isocitrate metabolic process.
AUGAGUGUGCUUUCCAAAGUCCCUUGCGCUGCUCUGAGCAAUGCUUCGCGUCAAGCCAGCCGCUUGUCGCGCCCGCGUGCCGUAUCGACCCUCUCGGCGCAGACGCCCGUGUCCAAGGGCCCGACUAAGUACGGCGGCGUGUAUACUGCGACGCUGAUUCCGGGUGACGGUGUCGGCAAGGAGAUCACAGACUCUGUGAAGGAGAUCUUUGACAACUGCAACGUGCCGGUCGAGUGGGAGCAGUGCGACGUCUCUGGUGAUCCGGAGGGGAGCGCGUCGCAAUUCCAACAAGCGAUGGACAGCUUGCGCCGCAACAAGGUCGGUCUCAAGGGUACGCUUUUUACGCCCACUGGCGCAGGUUCGCACAACUCGUGGAACGUUGCGAUGCGCCAGCAGCUCGACAUUUACGCAUCGAUGGUGUUUUGCAAGACGCUCAAGGGUGUGCCUACGCGCCACAGCAAUGUAGACUUUGUCAUCAUCCGUGAGAACACCGAGGGCGAGUACAGCGGUCUCGAGCACUCGCCCGCGCCGGGCAUUGUUGAGUCGCUCAAGGUCUCGACGCGCUUCAAGGCCGAACGUAUCUCGCGCCUUGCGUUCGACUUUGCUCUCAAGAACAACCGCAAAAAGGUGACAUGUGUACACAAGGCCAACAUUAUGAAGCUCGGCGAUGGCCUCUUUCUCAACACCUUCCGCCGCGUCGCGGAGGAGUACAAGAGCGUUGGAAUUGAACCGAGCGAGAUGAUCGUUGACAACACCUCGAUGCAGCUCGUCGGCCGCCCCGACCAGUUCGACGUGAUGGUCAUGCCGAACUUGUACGGGAACAUUGUGUCCAAUAUCGGCGCCGCGCUGGUCGGCGGCCCUGGUACCGUCCCGGGCGCCAACAUUGGCCGCGAUUAUGCACUCUACGAGCCGGGCUCGCGCCACGUCGCGAGGGAUAUCAUGGGCACCAACAAGGCAAACCCGACGGCGAUGGUGCUGAGCGCGACUAUGAUGCUGCGCCACUUCGGGCUCGACUACCAGGCGAAUCUGAUCACGGCUGCCGUUUACCGCGUGAUUUCCGAGGGCAAGGUCCGCACUGCGGACUUGGGCGGCAAUGCGACUACACAAGAGUUCACCCAGGCUGUUCUGCAGCACUUGUGA